Messenger RNA from Thlaspi arvense, 462 nucleotides. Lineage: Eukaryota; Viridiplantae; Streptophyta; Magnoliopsida; Brassicales; Brassicaceae. The record is from the annotation of a GenBank genome assembly.
AUGCAUCGGAUCGAGUAUAUUGUGUCGGAGAGGUUAUUUGAGAGACUCUCCUCGGAAGAGCAAAAGCUUUGGCACUCUCAUGACUAUGAGAUCCAAACAGGUCUUCUAGUAGCUCCAAGGGUCCCUGAGCUUGUAGCUAAGUCUGAGCUUCAAAAUAUUGCAAAAACUUAUGGAAAGUUUUGGUGCACUUGGCAGACGGAUCGCGGAGAUAAAUUGCCACUAGGUGCACCAUCGCUCAUGAUGUCACCACAAGACGUGAAUAUGGGAAAGAUCAAGCCAGGGCUAUUGAAGAAACGUGACGAUGAAUAUGGAAUGUCGACGGAAUCUUUGAAGGGGUCUCGAGCUGGGAUUGUGGGACUGGAGAGGAAAAAUCCGAUGGCUGAUUAUUGGGUUCAUCACGGAAAAGGAUUAGCCGUUGAUAUAGUAGAGACGGAUAUGAACAGAUGUGCUCCCUUCCCAUAA